AUCAUGCACGACUCGACCGAAAGACCCAACACGCAUCGUGGUAAAAAAUGGAAUCGCAGCAAAUUUGUGCAGAAAAUGAAACGACACGGCCAACGUGGAUCCCAACUGCAGCUGGAUGAGUUCAAAUACUUGUCCGCAAUACUGGACAACAUUACCGGCGACAAGGAAACCGAGGACCGGCAGCUAAUGGCAAGCAAUGUGAUGGGUCAACUCAAAGGGAAGGAAAUCCGAACCGCAAUGAAUCUGGUCGGUAGCCGGGUGUUGGAAAAUCUGAUCGUGUACACCGACGAGGAAACGUUUGCCCCGCUGAUGGAUCUGUUUGCGGAAAACUUUCGUGUGUUUUGCGGCGAUAAGUUUGCGUCCCACGUGCUGCAGCGUGUGCUGAGCACGGCGUUACUGCGAGCUGUGGCACCGUUACAAAAGAAGCAUCCGGCGAACGAGCAAGAGGAAAUUUCGAAAAAAAAACAGAAGUUUGGUGGUGAAGGUUGGAACGAAAAGUGCAUCUGGCCGGGCGUGGAGUACUGUUUGCAGGAAGAGUACAGUGAGGAGCAUCGGGAGAGAUGUUGCAAGUUUGUCGAGCGAAUGGCGAGAUUUCUGAUGAACAAUCUGGAGGAGUUUGUUGCGAACGGUAGCGCGUGCCACGCGAUCAGACAGAUCAUCCUGCAUUUGGCCGGUAUUACGGAGAAGAAACCGAUCGAAGGAAACGAAACAAAACAUCUGACCGUACCGGAAGCGUGGCAAAAGUUGUUGCACGAGUUCAGCGAGCGAUUACUGUCUUGGCCUCAGUUUUCCGACUUCGCAAGUACGGAAGCGUCGUCGGUGUUGCUGCAGGACUUGCUGCGAGCCGUCGCAGUAACGAACGAUGCAGUUCAACUCAAGCAACUCCUUACCAAAAUCUACAAGGAAGUGUUUCUUGCUAGUGCAAAGGAAAAGAAAUUUGAUCCGGAAUCGGAAACGCAACCAAAUUUGCCGUCGGUUUUCACAAAUCCCACCAUCGUACGCUUGCUGGAGAUGUGCAUCGCUGUAGCUCCGGUUGAGUUUUUGAAGAAUAAACUCUAUGUCAAGCUGUUCCGGGGUCACGUGCAACAGCUGGCCUUAUCCAAGGCAGGACUCUUUGCGGUACAGAAACUGAUCGACCAUACCACUGACAAGGACCUAAUGGAUUUGAUCUUUUCGGAGCUUGAGGACAGCCUGGAACAAUUGCUGUCCGUGGGACACACGGGGGUACUGCUCGUAUUGGCCCGAGCAUGUGGACGACUCAACUGCCAACAAGGCAAGUUUGUAAAACUCCUACUCGAUGCACUGCACUGCGGUGAAUCUGCAACGGAGAAAUUAAUUAUGGCCGUCCUUGGUCUACAUCCGGCCGAUGGUCCGGUACGCGAUCCACCCAACAUCCUGAUGCACGGUUCACUCAUCCUGCAGGCCAUCCUUUUCUACACCAAACCGAUUAAAUUCGUUACCGCACUGCUCGGCAUGCCGAACGAUCGGUUGGCAGAGAUAUUCAUGGAUCAGCGCGGUUCGUUCAUCGCAAACGCAUUUGUCGAGUCAAAGUUUGUGGGGGAAAAAUCGCGCGAAAAGAUGGUCCGUCAUCUGGAGGGUCAAUACUCACGGCUGGCACUACACAUUAAUGGGUCGCGCGUGGUCGAGAUCAUGUUCGAAGCUGGCAAUCCGGCCCAGCGGGAAAGCAUUGUGCGUGAGCUGGCGGAGGAAUGUUUGCCACAGCUAAACAACAGGGUUUGGGGGGCGAAGAUUAACAAGCGAUUGUUGGUGGAAACGUACAAGCAAAAUCCGGCUCAGUGGAGAGUGUUGAUCAAGCGGGAUGUGAAGGUUACGCAGCUGUUCACCAAACUGGUGGGUGGGAAGAAAAGAAAGUUAGAAAGUUCAAAUUAA
Messenger RNA from Anopheles maculipalpis, 1890 nucleotides. Its product is annotated as nucleolar protein 9. Lineage: Eukaryota; Metazoa; Arthropoda; Insecta; Diptera; Culicidae. Gene Ontology annotation, cellular component: nucleolus; 90S preribosome; preribosome, small subunit precursor. The transcript has a single exon. The coding region runs from base 4 to 1890 and encodes 628 amino acids. The record is from RefSeq and is a predicted model, not a curated record. Gene Ontology annotation, biological process: ribosomal small subunit export from nucleus; endonucleolytic cleavage in 5'-ETS of tricistronic rRNA transcript (SSU-rRNA, 5.8S rRNA, LSU-rRNA); endonucleolytic cleavage in ITS1 to separate SSU-rRNA from 5.8S rRNA and LSU-rRNA from tricistronic rRNA transcript (SSU-rRNA, 5.8S rRNA, LSU-rRNA). Gene Ontology annotation, molecular function: RNA binding.